Molecule: messenger RNA, 1620 nt
Organism: Phascolarctos cinereus (koala)
Lineage: Eukaryota; Metazoa; Chordata; Mammalia; Diprotodontia; Phascolarctidae
Gene: HAPLN2
Product: hyaluronan and proteoglycan link protein 2
Biological process (GO): cell adhesion; glial cell differentiation; skeletal system development
Cellular component (GO): perineuronal net; synapse
Molecular function (GO): hyaluronic acid binding
Source: RefSeq, a predicted model, not a curated record
CAGAUCGGGGCCAGGACCAGGACACAGUGUGCAAAGGACAAGAGGUUACUAAUUACUGCCUUACUCUGCUACUGUGGAAGUAGCUUCUUCUUGAUCACCUUCUAGCUGAGUUCCUGUCAUGCUUAAUCAACUAAUCCUCCCUGUUCUCUGGAGUCUCCUCUUUCCUCUAGGUGUUGCCAUCUAUCACAAAGACACAGGGAACCCAGCACCCCACCCUGGUCCCCACUACCUCCUGCCCCCCAUCCAUGAGGUCAUUCACUCUCGCCGCGGUGCCACGGUCACCCUACCCUGCGUUCUGGGCACCCCACCCCCCAGCUACAAGGUGCGUUGGAGCAAAGUGGAGCCUGGGGAUCUACGGGAAACACUGAUCCUGAUUACCAAUGGGCACCAUGCUCGGGGCUACGGGCCCCUGGGAGACCGUGCCAGGAUGAGGAGGGGGCACAGGCUGGAUGCCUCUUUGGUGAUCACGAGUGUGGCGCUAGAGGAUGAGGGGAGAUACCGCUGCGAGCUCAUCAAUGGACUGGAAGAUGAGAGCUUGGCAUUGACCCUCAGGCUGGAGGGUGUAGUUUUCCCGUACCAGCCCAGUCAGGGUCGAUACCAGUUUAAUUACUAUGAAGCUAAGAAGGCAUGUGCGGAGCAGGACGGGCGGCUGGCCACGUACCCUCAGCUCUACCAGGCGUGGACCGAGGGCCUGGACUGGUGUAACGCGGGUUGGCUCCUGGAGGGCUCCGUGCGUUACCCAGUGCUGACAGCUCGAGCACCCUGUGGGGGCCGGGGCCUGCCAGGGAUUCGCAGCUAUGGGCCCAGAGACAAGCAGCUUGACCGCUACGACGCCUUCUGUUUCACAUCUGCUCUGCAGGGCCACGUGUUCUUCGUGCCUGGCCGUCUGACGCUCGCGGAGGCGAGCGGAGCCUGCGCCAGGAGAGGGGCUGUGCUGGCCAAGGUUGGCCACCUCUAUGCAGCCUGGAAGUUCUCGGGCCUGGACCGCUGCGACGGGGGCUGGCUGGCGGACGGCAGUGUGCGCUUCCCCAUUACCACUCCGCGGCCUCGCUGCGGGGGCCUCCCGGAUCCCGGAGUCCGCAGCUUCGGUUUCCCCAGCCCGGAGCAGCCGGCUUAUGGGACCUACUGCUAUGCCGAGACCUAGGGGGACAUCCUCUCCAAAAUCCCAGUCCAGAUAGCAACGCUCCUUCCUAUUGUUGGAUCUAAGUCCAACUGGGAAAAGAGAUUGAGAGUCGAAUUGGGGAUGGGGUGUGUCUGCACUGCCUCUCUCCUUUCCGAGCUUUUCCUUGCUAGAGAGACUGGGGGAGAUGGGGAAGGACUUACUGAUGCUCUCUGUCUCCCGCACUGCAGAUAGCUGUGGCAAAGUCCAGACGGGGCCGGGGCGGAAGGCAUUUUAGAUGCUCCAGGGCCGCUGACCUUCCUGGUUGUGGUUUGGGGGCCUUUGGGGUGACUGGGUACACUUGCCCUGAGAGCUAAUAGUAUUUGAAUGGUGCUUCCCCCUGGAGAGAACGAGUCCGGCGUGCGAGAACCGAACGAAGUCCAGUGUCGAAAUAUUAACUGAUCUUUGUAGAUUAAUAAAGUAACCGUGGAGACGUUCGCUCUCCAAAGAAGUUAAAAGUA